GCAAGCUUGACUUCCGCUAUCAAGUUGCUACUCGAAAAAGCAUGUAAACAACUCAAUUUUCUUCAUUAUUUUCACAGUCAUGCGGAUUAUUUGAAUUAAAGAGCCUUUUUUGUACUGACCAUGGGGACAUUGGUCGAGACAGACAUCGAUCAAUUUAUACGAGCGAACAAGCACAAACUUGAGGAAGAAAAAGCUGAACUUAAUCAUUAUCCUGACCAGCGACACGUCGAUCGGGGUGGUCAGAAUGUCUCCCCUGGGGGCAGACGACAGUGGGACAAAAAUCAGGGACGCCCUCCAAGGCCUGCGGAGGAGCCGCGCCCAGCUCCGCAGCAGGAGACAGGCUUGGCCUUUGGCAAUGACAACCAGGCGAAGAGGAAACAGCAGCUGAAUGCCGAGCGCCAAAAGGAAUACAAUGAGAUGUUGGCUAAGGGUGGAAAAAAGCAACUCAGGAGACCUCGCACCCCUUCCAACGAGGGUUUACCUCUCGGUCAAUAUGACAAUAAACGGAAAGCCCUCGAGAAGGAACGAAACGAUGAAAUGAGACAAGCUAUGGCUUCUAAGUCUAAGCCAGGGGCUAAGGUGUUUGAUUACACCGAAGUGGAAAAGGAACACAUGGCAGAAAAACGGAGAGAGUACAAUGAAUACCUACUCAAGAAACAGGGUCAGCACUCUAGGCACAUAAUUACACCUGAACGAGGCAUGUUUGUGGGGGCCGACCAAACGGAUAGAGACAAACAGGCUCGUGAGAAAAUGCUCGCGUAUAAACAAGAGUUGGAACAGCAACAACAACAACAGUUGUUGUAUAAAGCCAGGCAAUUGGCACACAUUCCAGACCAGAGUUCAAGAACCAAUCAGAUCAUAAAGCAGUCUGGUCCGCCACCAAGGUCACUUCAAGGUCAAGGUUAUACAGGGGAUGAGAGAGUCAAGGACAUGCCAAAAGACAGCACCAGGAGAAUUGAGGCAGAACAUGGUGGGCAGUCCAAAAGACCUCCCAUUUUUGCAGAAAAUGGCCCAAAUUACAAUCAUGACGAUGGUGAAAGGGUAUUUUAUAAAAGAGAGGAACAGAGGGGUAGAGAGAGGGAGAGAGAUGAAAGGGUAGGUCACAGAGAGAGGGAUGGAGAGAAUUAUCAGAGGCACAAUGAGAGGAGACACUUCCCACCGCAAGAAGUCAUGAGGUCAAGGUCACUGUCGCCACCACUGAGGGAUAGAGGUAGAAGGUCACCACAGGGUGAAAGGUCACAGAGAUAUCUGGAGGAUCUUGAGAAGCGUCAACAGGUGCUUCAGGAGGAAUACCGUCGGCAGUUGGCCGAGGAGCAGAGACUGUCAGCAGCGCAACAAGAGACAGGGCUGCCUCUUGGUGUUGACGGGGCCCGCGCUAAAUUGGAGGAAGAGAGGAAACGAGAAUACAACCAGUACCUUGCUGCAAAGAAUGCCGGUCCCCAAGGUCUGCGAAUUAAAGAGCCUACCCCAGAACAUCUACGUCUGGGGCUGCCUCUCGACCAGCAACGCUACAACUGGAAAAAACACCAACUGGAGACUGAGCGGCAGCGCGAGUAUAAUGAGUUCAUUCAGAAGCAUCCAGCCACAGACCGAUCUCGUGCCUCAGAAGUUUUGGAGGGAAAAGGUGCUACACUCAAUGUCGGGGAAUAUGAUGACAAUCGCCGACGACAUCUCGAGGAAGAAAGACAUCAAGAAUAUGUGCAACAACAGCAACAGAAACAGCUGUCAGACCGAAGUAGAGGUUUGCCCCCCAAGCCAGCCACCCCGAACCACUUUUUCAACAACAUGGGCCAGCAUGACCGACAGGCACAAGUACUUCAGGAAGAACGCAAGAAGGAAUAUAACCAGAAAUUGCGUGAGGGAGAAUUACGGACAGGUGCACGGCGAGCAGGAGCCCAACCUGACUCAUUUGCUGCAGGGCUACAAAUCUCUGGAAAGGACUCUGCAGAGAUUCGGAAGAUAAAGGCACGAAAUGAGGAGUAUAAUGAGUAUAUGAGGGAAAAAACAGAGCGAGAUCGUCACAGAUUCGAUGACAAGAAACCAGCAACCCAAGCAUCAGGGAGAAGACCAUCACCGCCAAGGGGCAAUAACCCAAAGGAAUUUGCAACACUGCCAGGGUUACACUACACUGAUUCUGCUGAGAAAAGGAAAAUGGCUGACAGAAAUAGAGAGUACAAUGACUUCUUGAAACAAAAAGAUCAAAGGAAAAGAAGAUUUUCAACACCGACUUAUGAGGAGAUUCUAGAUCAGAAACGCCGGGAGGAGGAACUUGCAAGACAGGAGCAGGGAGGCAACCUUCGACGCUACGCCAGCGAAGGAAACAUUAACAAAUUCGAGAAUGAGAUGCGUGAUCGGGAACUGAAUAAAGAGUUUGAAGCAAGGAAAGUUCGGUUUGGCGACGAGCGAAAGCUUCCCUCGGGAAUUCUCGAUGACGACAAUUGGCUGCAUCCAGACCAUCGGGAAGAAGAAUAUCACCAGCUGGUGGAGCCACCACCUCGCCCACAGCCAGAAAUGGCGACCAGUGUACAACCAAAAUUCAUGGGAGGGCUCAAUGUCGGUGCUACACCGGCAGGUCUCGGGGGGAACGAUGAGCGAGAUAGUGCCAAACGCCGUCGGCAGGCAGAGUACCGCCGAGAACUGCAGUUUCAGAUGGAGGAAACACAGGCCAGGAAAAAACGUGAGAAGGUCCAGGAUUUACGUGUAAAUGCCUCGGGUCUACUAGACCCAGAGAAGACAUCCAAUCGUAUCCGGGGCCUGGAGGGCGUGCCAGGCGCCAGCCCUAGACGGGAGUAUAAAGCCAAAGAGGUGCAGCCAUAUCACACACGGUUCCUGCUGGAUGACAGGGGAGAUUUUGAUGCCCUUGGUCGGUCCCGAGGGUCGGGCGGCUCCUACCAACAACCGCCAACUACCUCCUCCCACCUUGCCUCCUACCAGGGGGUGGGGUUAGGGACAGGAGGCUUGGGUGGUCUUGGGCUUGGAAGUGGUGGCCUGGAUGAAGGCGGAGCCUAUUUAGACCCUGUACGCAGUGCUCCGCCUCUUAGAGGCAUUCUGACCCAUGCAGACAGAGAUGGUAGGGGUGGUACCCCUGAGAGUGCGGACUUUGGUGAAAACCUUCAGCUUGACUUGGGUGGUGGAGGGGGUCGCGAGAGAGGGAGGAGACGAGAGAGGGACAACCCCCUCUCAAUGGACCCGGGAUUCAUGGGGCUCCUAGAGUCACGCAGGCCCAUGGGAAUAGCCGCCCCACCACCGGGGCUCAUGUACCAGCCCUCGACAUAUGUGACAGGGGGAGGUGGUGGUCUUGGAGGGCUAGGCAGUGUUGACGAGGCCUACAACUACUAUGCCAUGAAGAAUCCGCUAGAAGACCUCAAUGGUGGCGGAGGAGGAUAUGUGCCCAGCCUGAACCUAGGUGGAGGGGGUCAGGAUUAUGGGAGGGCAGAUUAUGGUGGAAGGUCACCCAUGGGACAAAGAGUCACAUUUGCUGAUGACCCCCCUACAAACCGGCAACGAGACAGAAGCAAGGAAAGGAUAUCCCCGUACCAUUUCGCGAGUGAACAAGAACAAAAGACCAGCGCCAGACGGGACACAGAAAGCUAUGGGGCAGAACUCGCACGACAGAUUGAAGAGAAAAGGAGGCAGAAAGCAAUGGAAAAGGCGGAACAAAGGCGAUAUGACCAGAAACUUGAGGACGAAAUAAAGAACUACAACCCAUUUGGGCGAGGUGGAGGUGGAGCACCCAUCAGGGAUGAGGGCGGAAACGCUAUAGCUGAUCUCCGAGCAGUACAACGAGGUACCUAUCAGUCCCCGCGAAGUUCGAGAAGGGCCUCUCCCCAAAGUUUCUCCCCUCGUCCCCCUUCACCACGCGAUGACAAGAUCAAACCCCCACCCGCACAACAGACGGCCCAAGGGGAGUCAACUUAUGCAAGGGGUGGACAUGGUAUCUUUGGCAUGCCCAAGACUGAUGCCGAAAAAGAUGCCUCGGACAAAUACAAAGAUGAACUCAGAGAUCAGAUAGCAGAGAAGCGUCGUCUCCAGCAGAUGGAGAAAGAGCGUGAGCGUAUGGAAGAGGAGCGCGAAAACAAACGUCUGGAGGAUCAGAGACUGAGGAUGCAGAGCGAGUAUGAAGAGGAACAGAAGAAGAUACGCGCUCGGGAAGAAGAGGCCCGUCGUAAAAAUGAGGAGUUGAAGCUUGCAGCAGAGGAGAGAAAGAAAGAAGCACAGAGAAAGAAUCGGGAACAGGAUGAUGCGAAAAUGAAGCAACAGCAGGAGGAUAUGGAGCGGGAGAAACGGGAACGGGAACAGCGAGAAAAUGAGGCCAGUGAACGGCUGAAAUCUCCCCCAGUGCCUGCUAUGAAGGCAAAGACUAACCCCGAGGAACGCGGCCGGUCGCCCCCACUACCCGCGCAUAGACAAGCCAGAGAUUCGCCGUCUGCAGUUUCGGUAAAAUCUCAACGCUCCCAGCCCUCCCCGGCACCUGGCCCCUCAAACAGACCUCCAAGUUCUGAUGUUCUUACACAAUUGGCGUCAAUGCGAAAACAGUUACAGAGUGAAAGACGGCGUGUAGAAAAUGCUCUAGAGAACAGCAAGAACGAGCCAGAUGUGUUUGAUCCCAGGACAAUACAGCGACCUCCACCUACUACCACUGAGUACAUUGAGAGAAAUAAGGUGAUAUUUGAGAAUGCUGUAAACAAGAAUGCAUCCCUGCCCCCACCACGACCCUCCACAGACACAGUCAAUGCCAGGAACAUCCAACAGUUCAAUGAACUCAAGUACAAAACCGACACUGAGUCACGUCGUGCGUUACGUAGCAUGUUCCCAGAGGCCCCAGUCACCAACAACACACUGGAGACUCAGCAGGAAGCCAUGUUGAGACAGCAAGAGGAGCAGCUUAGGAGCCUCAGGGAGAGAAUUUUAACAGAAAAAGAGAGAAAGUUACUGAAAGAUGACAGUAUAUUCAGUGAUGAUUCAUAUGAGCCUAAGAUUCCGUAUAUCAUCAGAGAUGGCUAUGACCCGACACCAUCGAAUAUGAGUUAUGGUCGGAAAGGCAAUGUGUCCGCUAGGUCACAGCUAGCGUCCAACAGUGCAUUUAUAGAUGUGGACAACAUCAACCAUUUCCCAGAGGAUUUCGAAGACAUGACCGGGGCGAGAAAUGACACGGCCCGGGCCAGACGCAGGGAGAGAUUUAGCCCACGGCCUAGUAGCAUAAAUGGAAUGGGAUCCCAGGCUAGUCUGGACGUGGACCGAAUACAGCUGAAGAAUGAGGAUCGUCUCCGACGUCUUCACCAGAUGUCUUCCCAUCCAGGAGAUGAUAUCUCCAUGGCCGACCCAGACGACAUUCUGGACAGGUUCAUGGCCAAACAGAGAUAUAACAGGAGAUCUGUGUGUUCGCUGUGUGAACCUAUCAUAGAAGAAGAGUGACCGCCUUCAGGACAGACACUUCAGGAUGACACGUGGAUGAGGCCGGGUAGCAAGGUUGUGUAGACACGUGUUGCAGCAGGGUCGUGUAGCGGGAUGUGUCGUUUCAGUAUCUACGAAUCUAUAGUAGAAUGUAGUUCAUCACAUCGCCUCCGAAGCGCAUUCAGAACCAGUCAUUCUAGAAGCUUGCUUGCGAGACUCCUUCGCAUCUCCACACUGGAAUCAAUUCUCUUCUAGGAGUUAUCAGUGUACUGAAUCAUGCUGCGAAAAAUUCUUCGUUUAUUUAGCAGAGCUUUUGUCAUGGUGCCGAUACGACAAAAGAACUCUGCUGUUUAGGCUUAUAAGAAAUUAUGGGACCGACAUUUCAGUUAGAAUUUUCUUUUGAUAUGUUAAAAAUAAAGUUUGAUGCAGAAAAAAACAACUUAACUAAUUGUUGCAUUUUUAUGCUCUUGCUGUUUCAAUGAAAUGGCAUUUUCAAAAUGGCCGACGUUUUUUUUUAUGGCUGAUCUUUUAUUUGUAUAAUGCUUUUAUGUAAAAAAAAACUAUUGAUUUAACUGUUUUGAAUGUUUAUAAAUGUACUAUCAUUCUAGAUGUAGAUAUGUAUGAAUCUUUGCAAGCUCUGUUGUGCUAAUAUGUGAAUAUGCCAUUCCAAAUGCUUCUUAACUGUAAAUUUAUUUAUUUUCAUUGUUUGAAAUAUAUGUACAUAGAUGUAAUUAUCAUUUAAAAAAAUAGGUAUUUAUUUAUGACAAACAUUGGCUGAUUGUUAAGAACUUUGUUAAUAUAAGAAUGUGGUAUACAAAUUGUUUUUUUUACAUUCAAACAUGAACUACUGGAUUAUGUGCUCAAAUAUUUGAAUAUAAAAGUACAGCAAAAAAAAGCUGUCUCAAAUCUGGAUAGAAAUACGUUAGGUCACAAGAGUAUCAAUUUAACUUCCAGAGCAGUAACAAUUUGAAAGUUAACAAUGAUAACUUUAACAAUGUUGUUAACUGUAACAAAGUUCUGAACAAUCAGCCCAUUAUAUGUAUUGAAUCUUCAAAGUUUCUGUGAUAUCGUCCUCAUAUCAAGCCAGUCAUAUUUUUACGCCGUGGGUCUGGGUUGCCCUUCAAAAAUCUCCAACAAGAAUUGUAUCAGUUAUACGAUUGUCUUCCCAUAACAUAAACAAAGAGAGAAUUUAAGACUGGCAUUUAAUUUCAGCAUGGAAAUAUAAGCAGUCUGUCAUGUUCAUACCAAAGCUUAUUAUGAGGAAAGACAUCACCUUUUGUGAUAGAUAUAGUUUCGGUUUCAUAAUAUAUCUAUUUAUUAAGGGUAUUAUCUGUUUGAUUUGUAGAUUUCAUAACUAGUUAAUCCUUUUGCCAUAAGUCUAACCAUUUUAUUUAGUUUGUUCCCAAGUCCAUUUAGGAGUAAAUACUAAAAAAAAAUGUUUCCUCACUUAUUUAAAAGCAAAGAAUUUCUUGACCGUUUUAUGAACAAAUAUACACCAAAUAUCGUAAAAUGAAGAAAUUUAGUUAAAGAUUAUACUACUAAGCCUAAGGUAAUAAUUAAAAUUGAAAGAGUUAUUUGCAACUUGAAACUAGUUGUUUCUUAUACGACCAAUAAAACAUUUAUUUGGAAAUAGAUACAAUUUUUACUUAAAAUUACCACUUUCAAAAAGUGAUCCUACAAAACAAUUGUAUAUUAGAGGGUCCGACCCUUAACCUAAAAUCACCUAGAUUAAUCACUUUUUAUCCAAAAUUAUUAUCAUUUGUUCCUCCAAGACUCUGUUAAAGGUGUUAAAAGUGCCUUGAAUGCUGUUAAGUGUUUUGUGUACUUCUAACAAGUUUUGUUUUGUCUGCAAUGUGGAUGUGUUCACCUCGAUAUUUUCCGUCCAAUUGGACUCCAUUACGAGUCGACCGCCCAGAAUGCUUUGUUGUAUAAAGUGGUACAUGUAUAACUGAUUGAAACUGUUUCGAUUAUUGCCUUAGAUUACUGUUCAUAAUGAGAAGAGUUAUAUUUGUUUUAGCAUGCAUCAUUCUUUAAUUACUUUAUUACUAUUCCUUGAUGUCUGUUGUUUAGUCUAGACUGUGGACAGUUAUUUAAUCUUCACAAGCACCACUUGUACACAGCAAGUUGUUUAUUUCAGUCAUAUAAUUGUGAUAUUGACAAUGUCAACAGUAAAAAAUUAAUAAAAUUUCUAGUGAUA
Molecule: messenger RNA, 7591 nt
Organism: Mya arenaria
Lineage: Eukaryota; Metazoa; Mollusca; Bivalvia; Myida; Myidae
Product: centrosome and spindle pole-associated protein 1-like
Exons: 54
Coding region: 121-5415 (1764 amino acids)
Biological process (GO): positive regulation of cytokinesis
Cellular component (GO): spindle pole; microtubule; centrosome
Source: RefSeq, a predicted model, not a curated record